GUUAGUUAAACGUCUGCUAUGAUUAAUAUAUUUUUUUAUUCCUUCCUCGCUGAACGUGUCUGAACGCUGUAUGUCUGCCGUCGGAGGCCCAGCCUAGCCGAGCGCGGAGAGGCUCGUCACCAGAAGGUCAGCCUGCUGGGUGCUCCCCAAUCUUUUUUUUUUUUUUUUUUUUUGGUCACGAAAACUAUGAAUCGGGCAGAAAUACAAAAUGGCCCCUCUCCCUAUGACGGCCCCUCCUGCAGUGACGGGGCCCGAGGCGGAAGCGGAAAGGCGCAAAAAGCCCCUCAGGCCGCCAAGAGACCCUAUAUAAACAUAGAUUUAGCCGUUGGGACGUUCAACGUGGGUUCCUUGGCCACUGAUGAGUUAGUAGACACGCUCCUCGAGGAACUCAAAAACAUACACAUUGAUAUCCUUGCUAUAAACGAAACCAGACGGGAAGAAGAAGUUUCAUCCGAAUGGAAGGAUGGUUGGCAGGUCCUCCUUGGAGAGGGGAACGCAGGAGUUGGGGGGGUCGGGUUCAUGGUGGGCCCAAAGGCCACAAGGAAUAUAAUUUCAUGGUAUACGUGGUCAUCUCGCCUCGCGGUGCUUACGAUGAGAGUCAGCCGAGAGGCCACCAUGAAAAUCAUCGCUGCUUAUGCACCAAGAUCCAUAGCGGAGGAAGAGGAAGUAGACAAAUUCUAUGAGGAUCUUGAUAAAAUCCUCCAAAUUGAAUCAGCAUAUACUUUGAUACUUGGUGACUUCAAUGCAAAAGUGGGCACAGGAGAGGAAGGGGAAGAGUAUGUUGGAAGAUAUGGUUCUGGAUCAAGAGAUGAAAGAGGUCAAAGACUUGUAGAGUAUGCCGAAGCCUCACAUUUGUAUAUUAUGAAUACUUUUUUCAUGAAGAGAGUUGGAAGGCGCUGGACAUGGUCCCCAGAUGAGGUGGUGAAAGAAGAAGUUGAUUAUAUUUUAACAGACAAGAAACAACUGGUUACAGAUGUGGCAGUCAUUUCAGAAUCAGUUGUCUGUAUGCAGUCUUAUCACCGAUUGGUUCGGGCAAAGGUUAAAUUAAACACCAAAUUGGAAGAAAGGAUGAAGAUGAAAAGAAGGCACUGUGUGCGAUUACAGCAGCUUGAAGAGGAACUGUUUCAACAUACUGUGGAAUCUCAAAAUUGGGAAAUGAACAGAAAUAGAGACUAUGAUUCUGAAUAUGAACGGCAUUUAUUACAAAAGAUUAACCGAUGUAAAAAAAUCAUCACAAUGAAGAGACCAAAAGAGCCCAGAAACCGCCUUAGCCAAGAAACACUCAAUCUACUUGCUAAGAGGAGAGACAUGGCAGCUAGGGGUGAUAAGGGCCCAGAAUACAAGGCCAUUUGCAAAACACUACGGAAGAAGAUGACUGAAGAUUAUGAACAAUAUCGCCAAACUAGACAGCAAAAAGCAGUUGAAGAGAGAACAGUUCAUCAGAGAGGUUGGCGUGAAAACCAGCCAAAAUAUAGUUUCCAAAGAGAAUUUGCAGAGAGAAUCGGAAGAAGGACAGCAAACCGAUGGGAAAUAGAACAGACUGUUCCUGGUCGUCCAGAAACAGCUACUUCCCAAUCAGGAGGUAGUGGAGGUGAGCAGGGACCAGCUGAUCCAGAAGAUCAGGGGGGUGCCCACCUCAUUGAGACUGAAAAACUAUAAGAAUUCUUUGCUUAACUUCAGGCUCUUCCUUUGGCCGUUACCCAGUUUUUCUGACCCUUGCUUUGGCCUUGGACUGUUAAUUGUCUGCUCCCUUGGACUGUUAACUUGUUACUGACUUCCUUACCUUGAUACACAGAUAUAUCUCUUUACUUCUGGCCGUUGUGGAUUGUGUUUAACAACCUGGCCUUUGAUUUCAUCCACUGUGCAUACAACUUCUCUAACUCUGGUCCUUCAUAAACUAACUCUCAUUGCUUACUGUUCUUUCUCAUCUAUUUCAAACCUCUCUCUCCCAAAUGUAUCUAGGACAUAUUUGGAUAUAACUGAGUUAGAAAUGAAUCGGAUUCUUUCACAUCUGCAGAGGGCUGGGUCACCUUAAGUUUCUGAUGAAAAGUUGCUGUAUCAAUGGCUUUGGAAAAUUCAGUUGAUAUCAGGAGAAGCUACAUGACACAGUGA
Molecule: messenger RNA, 2112 nt
Organism: Sarcophilus harrisii (Tasmanian devil)
Lineage: Eukaryota; Metazoa; Chordata; Mammalia; Dasyuromorphia; Dasyuridae
Product: craniofacial development protein 2-like
Exons: 2
Coding region: 187-1659 (490 amino acids)
Biological process (GO): chromatin remodeling
Cellular component (GO): nucleus
Molecular function (GO): catalytic activity
Source: RefSeq, a predicted model, not a curated record